AUGACUACCAAUCUUUCCUAUCCUUUUACUCCAAAUUACCUAUGGAUAGCUGAUAGUGGAGCGUCUCAUCACAUGACGCCCAAUGUUCAUCGAUUACAAGCAUUUGCUCCUUAUUCUUCUAAGGACAAGAUCACUAUAGGCAAUGGGGAAGGUCUGCAAAUAGACCAUAUUGGAUAUCCCACUUUAUCAAAUUUACCUGGCACUUUACACUUAAAACAAGUGUAUCAUGUUCCUCAACUUGCAACUAAUCUUCUUUCUGUGUAUCAGCUCUGUAAGGAUAACAACUGCAUUGUUGUAUUUGAUGAAUAUCACAUCUAUGUGCAGGAAAAACAGACCAACAAGGUUCUGUACAAAGGUCAGAGUGACAAAGGAUUGUUUCCAAUUCCAUAG
Messenger RNA from Prunus armeniaca (apricot), 390 nucleotides. Lineage: Eukaryota; Viridiplantae; Streptophyta; Magnoliopsida; Rosales; Rosaceae. The record is from the annotation of a GenBank genome assembly.